Xenopus laevis (African clawed frog) is the source of this 1051-nucleotide messenger RNA. RefSeq names its product sperm acrosomal protein FSA-ACR.1-like. The record is from RefSeq and is a predicted model, not a curated record. NCBI's taxonomy places the organism in Eukaryota, Metazoa, Chordata, Amphibia, Anura, Pipidae. The transcript has 5 exons. Bases 82 to 798 code for a protein of 238 amino acids.
CUACUGUAUUACUACUGACAAACCCUCAGUGCCGCUAUUUCCAGACACAAGACAAGAAGGGAUCAAGAUAACAAAGUGACAAUGCAUCUGAAUUUGCUCACCCUCUUGGCCGUACCAACAGUCCUUUUUUCUGUAAUAAAUGCGCUGUCCUGCCCUGAUGGAGCUGCUUGGGUAGAGUGCGCAGGGUGCGGAAAUGACUGUCUCACUGUUGGAAAGGCUUGUGCUUUUAUAUGUCAACCGGGAUGCAAGUGUGAACAGCAAGGAUAUGUCUUGCUUGAGGGGGCCUGUGUUCCAGUCAGUGAGUGUCUGGCCAAAAAUGAAUCUACCCCAAAUGUACUUGCCUCUGAGGAAGCCGCCAGUGAGGAAGCUGCCAGUGAGGAUGCCGCCAGUGAUGAAGCCGCCAGUGAGGAAGCCGCCAGUGAGGAAGCCGCCAGUGAUGAAGCCACCAGUGAGGAAGCCGCCAGUGAUGAAGCCACCAGCGAGGCUGCUGCUAGUGAGAAAGUUGACAGUGAAGAGGCUGACAGUGGGGAACCUAAAAACGAAGAGGCUAACAAUGAGCAACCUGACAGUGAGGAAGCCAGCAAUGAGAAAGCUGAAACAGAAGAAGAUACCAACGAAGAAAGCAGCCCUGAGGUAGCUCUCACAGCUGAACCUAGCAAUGAGGAGUCUGAUGAAGAAGAAUCUGCUAGUGAGAAAGUUGUACCUGAUAGCGAGGAACCUAGCACAGAGACUUCUUCCCAGGAGGAGCCUAAUGGGGAAUCUGCCACUGACGUAGCUGACAGUGAGUCCUCAGAGUGAGUAAGAGGAAUAAUAUUUCAUGUGGUUUCCUGUGAGACGUCCGUUUACUGCCUUAUAGAUCCAGCAAACAGAUUGUUUUCAAAUUUCUGUUCAACCAUUACCACCGCAGAAUAUAUUCCCUCUUACUGCGUCUAAAAUGGAACCAACAACACCAACUCAAAAAUAAGAUGGUCCUCUUGCUUUGCUCUUUUAUAUCGGGAUUUUCUGAAUGUUUAACAAUUGUGUCACAAUAAAAAAAAGUUCAAAUUAAAAA